Molecule: messenger RNA, 2621 nt
Organism: Hydractinia symbiolongicarpus
Lineage: Eukaryota; Metazoa; Cnidaria; Hydrozoa; Anthoathecata; Hydractiniidae
Product: XK-related protein 4-like
Exons: 2
Coding region: 453-2066 (537 amino acids)
Biological process (GO): engulfment of apoptotic cell; phosphatidylserine exposure on apoptotic cell surface; apoptotic process involved in development
Cellular component (GO): plasma membrane
Source: RefSeq, a predicted model, not a curated record
CAAUAGCUACAGUGCCAUCAUGUUAAGUGUAUUUUAGCUAUAACAACAAGGAGAAAAAAGAUUAACAAGAAAGUGACAAUAAUUAAAAUGGCGUUUUUAUUAAAAUUAUGUAAUUGAUAUUGAGGUGUAUGGUCAGGUGAAUGAAUGAUAUACUUGUGUGCGCCUAGAAGGUGCACAAAAAUUUGUGGCACCAACCUAAAAGCUUGUGUACCUAAGCAACCUCACUAUCCAGACAUAUACAAUUAAAUCAGAAAUUAUUUUUCAACAACAUAUAGUUAUUGCAUGACGUAUUUAGAACCAUUAUAAGCUCUGUUAAUAAUAUUAUUUGUCAAGCAUUUCGAGCUUCAACUGCAAUUUACAGCAACACCCUUAUAUUUGUUUAAACAUUUUUCUAGAUAUGUAACUAACUUUAUCCAUGUAAAGCUCUUUGCAACAAUUACAGUCACAAUGAGAUGAAACACUGCACUGACUGUGACCUUCUUAUGGACUCGACAGAUUUAGGAACGACCCGAAAAACAAGAAAACUUAGCCAAGGAGAAAAAGCAGAUGUCCUUGACAGUUUUAUAGCCAUUAUAUCAAUAUUGACAUUCCUUGCUGACAUUGGCACAGACAUUUUAGCAGCGCAUCAAUAUUUUGUAAAAUCUCAUUGGUCAUGGUUUGGUCUAACGGUGUUGUUCAUUGUUAUUCCGUCCAUAGUGAUGCAGUCACUGUCUUGUAAAUGGUAUUUUGAUGAUUAUGGAAAACAGCCAUGGUGGUCAAAGCUGUUACAUAUUUGCCAAUUGGGGCCCGUACAAAGGUAUUGUCAGGCAUUUUGGUCUGGUCUUCGGACAAACUGCAUGACAAAGAUCGACAUGGAUGACUUUAACGAUUAUCUCACAAACUGGAGAGAUGUGACAAUGUUGCGAUUAAUUGAAGCAUUUCUCGAGUCUGCACCCCAAGUAGUUCUGCAACUUUAUAUUCUGUCAGUAGUCGACCAUAAGAUUCAGUGGGAUAAGGACUGGAUCACCAUACUUUCUGUACUGCUAUCGAUAACCUCUCUUGGGUGGUCUAUAGUCUCGUACACUCAUGCGUUGAGAUUAAGCGCCAAAGACAAAGGGUUGUCCGUCUGCGGGUAUACAUUCCAAGUCACUUAUCGGCUGUGCAUGGUGGCUUCGCGCGUCGUCGCGUUAGUUUUGUUUGCCACCCAAUUUGAGUGGGUUGUGUUUGUGGUGUGUUUCGUGCAUUGGAUUGUUAUGAUUUGCUGGUUGCAUUUUCAGGGAACGCAUUUUUGUUCCAGCCCCAACACGCCAGAUCGUAGCGAGGGCGUCGAGAAAUGUUUGGACCGUUUGUUUUCUGUUCUCAUGGGUUUCAUUCAUAUAUUUUGCUUUAUAAAUACACAAGAGGGAGCAACGAGACAGCGUGUGAUGACUUAUUAUAUUUUGAUCUUUGUUGAAAAUACCCUCAUGAUCGCAGCUUGGUACCCCACUAGACGGAAUUCGUUUGGUUGGCUGGAGUAUAGCGCUGGGUCUUUUGUUUUUGGUGGGUUUCUUUUGGGAUUAAUUAGCAUGUUAAUUUAUUAUAAAUUAUUCCAUCCGAAUCAAGACAUUACUGCGGGAUGGUUCUGUUGCGUCAUGUGUUCAAAAGAUGACAGUCAAACCGAAAGUAUAUUUACUUCUUCGACGAGUGAGAACUGCUCACGUAAAAUCACUGACUCGCCGACUAGUAUGUAUCACGUUAGCGUCAGUGUUACGCCAAAGCCAGGCAGACGGUUUAUUAAAAAAUCCGACCAUUUAAUACCUAUCGACAUCGAAUUUUCAUCGAGAGGUGACCGUUCACCCGGUAAAACACGUCGUAUUAACGAACAAGUUUACCAAAUUGCCGAAAGUGGUCAAUUAGAGGAAAGAAAAGAGGACCGUGGCGGCGAUAAUAAUAUAAGUAACGGCGUUACUGAAAAAGAAGACGUAAACCGUAACAGUUACGGCAGUCUGGAUGUUCCGCACAGGCGUCACAUUUCGAGCAAUGGAAAAAAAUCUGAAUUCGUAUCUUCUUUCGACCAAUCAGGUUUGAUAACGAAAAUAGUUAUAUAAAUUAUUUUAAUUUUAAUUUAUUACUAAUAUUUAUGACAAUAAGUAGCUAGGUACUUUUUAUUAAUUAUACAAAUGCAAUGAAAGGAUAUUUAUAUUUUCUAUAAAAUACAUUUUUCAUAGCGCAUUUGUGUUUUGAUAAAGCUAAGUAAAAACCUUAGAAUGUGCUUAGGAAAACUUUUUAAAAAUUGUCUCCAGAAAAGCAAAGAUAUCAGUGUUUUUCUGUUACUGCUGUACUGUAUUAAGAAAUUCCAACCAGAAGUCCCCGUGAAAUAAUACGCUGGCAAGCAUGCAUGUAAAAGUCACAAAUGUAAUCUCGUUUGGACUUAUUGCAUCACCUCAAAGUGAACGCCGUACUUCACCUUGGCCCUUGUUGUUUCAGUUUCAGUUUCACCAUUGAAUUGUCAUAGGUAAAAAACUGACAAUUGUAACGGUCGGGACAACCCUCAAUUUUUUCUCGACUUUAAAUUAUUAUAUUAUUAAAACUUUGACAGUAACGAUAAAUACCCAAGUAUUAUAAUCUAAGACAGUUUCCGUUAAUUCAAAUAUUCCAAAAAU